Molecule: messenger RNA, 1261 nt
Organism: Cucumis melo (muskmelon)
Lineage: Eukaryota; Viridiplantae; Streptophyta; Magnoliopsida; Cucurbitales; Cucurbitaceae
Exons: 7
Coding region: 76-903 (275 amino acids)
Biological process (GO): rRNA base methylation
Cellular component (GO): nucleolus; small-subunit processome
Molecular function (GO): rRNA (pseudouridine) methyltransferase activity; rRNA binding
Source: RefSeq, a predicted model, not a curated record
UUACAACCAAUCUAUUCCAAGGGUUUUAGCAGUAAGCUUCGACUACCGUGAAGGAAGUUCCUGCUCGGACGAACCAUGGUUCGACCAUUUGCGGCGAAGGGGAAGAAGAGAAAGAAGGCGGAGAAAUACGACAGAGACGAAGAUGGCGAGGAAUCCUCCUCUCCUGCCAAGAAAGUUAUGGUGGAGAAUGAACCUGAUGAAGAACCACCCAAGGAGGACUUCCAUGAACUUGAAGGUAUUCCUAUUGUUCCGAAAGACCCCAAGACUGAUAACAAUGCUGGUGUCAUCUUCAUCCUCGAAAGAGCUUCUCUGGAAGUUGCCAAAGUUGGGAAGAAUUACCAGCUGUUGAAUUCUGAUGACCACUCCAAUUAUUUGCGGAGGAAUAAUAGAAAUCCGGGGGAUUAUAGACCUGAUAUCUUGCAUCAAGCUCUUUUGGCGAUUUUCGAUAGCCGAAUUGCAAAGGCUGGGAGAUUGAAAGUUGUUUAUGUGAAAACUGAGAAAGGUUUAUUAAUUGAAAUUAAACCAUACGUUCGUCUUCCAAGGACGCAGAAACGAUUUUAUGGAGUUAUGUUACAAUUGCUACAAAAGUUAAGCAUCACAGCUGCGGGUAAGCGUGAGAAACUCUUUCGGGUGAUAAAGAACCCUGUAACUCAGUACUUACCUGCCAAUUGUCGUAAAAUGGGUUUCUCGCAUAGUUCGGAUAAGUUGGUCAAGAUGCGAAAUUAUCUGGAUGCUGUCAAAGAUGAUGUAGAUCUUGUUUUUGUGGUGGGUGCAAUGGCUCAUGGGAAAAUUGAGACCGAUUACACUGAUGAUCUAUUAGCAAUUUCUGAAUAUCCUCUUAGUGCUAGUUGCUGUAUUGCGGAUAUUUGCAAAGAUUUGGCAGAGAAAUGGAAUGUAGGGUGAACUCUGCUUACAACUCCCCAUCCAUUUAAGCAUCAAAAUCAGUGCUUCAACUAUCCUGUUUCAUAUGUUCAGUUAUUAUUUCAGAAAAUAUCAUCCAGCAGAGUUUUAGUUUAUUAGUGGAAUCAUAAUAGAGCAAUAUUCCAUUUUUCAAAUUAAAAUAUCAAUACCUCGUCUAAAUUUAAUUGAAAGCAUAGAACUUGUAGCUGUAAGAAGUGAUUGCACUGAAUUUUUAGUUUAUUGCGUCAGAGUUCUUUGCUUACGUUGGAAUAUCACGUGUGAAGUAAAAGUUUCAACUUAAUUCAUGUCGAUUCAAUAGGUUGAAAUUGAAAUUGAGGGUAUGUAAAAAUUGAUCCACAAA